Molecule: messenger RNA, 2649 nt
Organism: Pyrenophora tritici-repentis Pt-1C-BFP
Lineage: Eukaryota; Fungi; Ascomycota; Dothideomycetes; Pleosporales; Pleosporaceae
Source: RefSeq, a predicted model, not a curated record
AUGACCUCUCACGCCGUCAUGUGCGAAGAUAUGCGCGCUCACUUCAUGGCAGCUCUGAUGGAAACUACAAGUACCUCGGAAAGUCAGGCGCACGCGAUCAAUUCGGCCGUGGAUACAGCUUACCAGGAGAUUUGUGUCAUCGUCAUGCAAAAGGUCAUCCAUAGUCUUCUAGACAUUGGCAAUGCAUACAACGCAUAUUCCACCCAGGCCAAGAUGGUUGAAUUGCAGCUCAAAUCCCACCGCGCCAACCCAGUUCCCAACGCCAAGGCAAUCGAGACUUUCGAGAAGCUUUUGUCAGUCAUUCAACAACACAUGGCCGCCCACAAGGCUCAUGGAAUUGCAUUCAAGGCCGGUCUGCGCAACCCAGCCCAUGCCAACCCACAGGCCCUCCUGGACUUCAUGGCUGAUGACGGCAGGGGAUACAUGGCCAUGACGACGGAAUGGAACUCGAAGAGGUUCAUGGUCAUGAAAUCAGGUGGUCCAGAGAUUGCGACUGUGAUGGGGAAGUUCUUGGAGAAUCAGAUUGGUGCCGUGAAGGGCCAAGGUCCAGAAUUAGCAGCACGCAUGAGCCAGUGGGACAAGGACGAGAAAAAGGGCAAGGCCAAAAAGAGCAAGAAGAACAAGAAGGGCAAGAAGGCCAGUGCAGAGGGAGAUGUCCAAAUCUCCCUUUUACAUCCUAACAAAACCGAUGUCUUGCCUUUUCUUCACGGCAACUCCUCCGCACCCGGACGCUAUGCUCGAGCCACAGUUCAGAUCGGGGCCACCAAUUCCUCCGACGGAUACUGGCAGGAAUACAUGGUUGGCCCGCUAACAGCUGCGGAUCCAUCAACUGUCGAACCAUUGACUUACCCAUUCCAAAAUUCGGAACCUGGAAAGACUGUUAUGGAUACUGCCGAAUCUAACAACGAGUUUGGAAUGUUCAUCACACGGUUUGCCGAAGAACAUGAUGACAUCUGGCAGAGAUUGUUCAACAGCUCUUUCAUGGAUGGACUUGUUGGCCUUCGACUUGGCGCCCCUAACUGGGACGAGGAUGGUCGUGUCAUCGCCUGGACGUCGGUGUUCUCUGACCCCGGCACCAACCUCAGCAGUGUAACGGUUCUCCCACAUGGCUUUUCCAUCAAGUUCGAUCUUACAGGUCGCAACUGGGAAGACUGGAAGGUCAUGGGCUGGUAUUCACUCGGACAAUUCUGGGAAACUGCAGAUGAGUUCCGCGCCGUAAUCAACGCCCCCGAUUACCAGAUCAUGCCCCCGAGUGCGCAAGAUGGCGAUUGGUCUUCCACGGACCAGCGUGGUGAGCCCUGGCCUUUGGACGAUCUCCCUCCCCCACAGCCCGUAUCACAGGGACCACAGCGAUUCAGGAUUGACGAGGAAGAACAAUACGCCACUUGGAUGGACUUCAGCUUCUACCAUACCGUUUCCCAUGACAUUGGCCUUUCUCUCCACAACAUUCAAUACAAGGGGAAGCGAAUCAUGUAUGAGCUCUCUCUACAAGAGUCACUCACAGCCUACGCUGGUUCCGAUCCCUUUGCUUCUCAAGCGAACUUCUUCGACACUACCACUGGAAUGGGCUCUACACUGCAACCUCUCGUCAGAGGCUACGACUGCCCUGCGCAUGCCACUUAUCUGCCUGCGACCUGGACGCAAGUAAAUGAAACGAUGACCCAAAAGGACGCCAUUUGCCUUUUCGAACACGAUACCGCUUACCCAAUCCGCCGACAUUCCUAUGCUGGGUCGUCUCCCCAUACUAGUGUAGCAAAGAACAUUGUGUUUGUCAUGCGUACCAUUGCUACCGUUGCCAACUACGACUUCAUGAUCGACUACAGCUUUGCCUACGACGGUGCCAUCGAAGUCAAUGCCCGUGCGUCUGGAUUCAUCAGUGCUGCAUACUGGGACAACCAACCGGAAUACGGUUUCCAUAUCCACGACUUCUUGUCCAGUAGCAUCCAUGACCACGUCCUGACUUUCAAAGCCGACUUUGACAUCAAUGGAUUGAGCAACAGUGUGCAGGCAACGAAAUUUGUACCGACGACCACAACCUAUCCUUGGAGUCAAGGCCGCUUGCACAACACCUUCAAGGCCAACAGAACGUUCAUCGCAGACGAGAGCGAGGCAAGCCUUGAUUGGCACGACAAUGACGCAGUCCUCUUCGCUAUCGUCAACAAGGACACGCCGAACCGCUUCGGAGAGUAUCCAGGUUACCGGUUCAAGAAGAACGCAGGAGUCAACCAUCUCACGCAGACCAACUCGACGGGUACUGUCAACUCUGCCAUAUACGGAAACCACCACUUCUACAUUACGCAACAAAAGGACACGGAGCCUCGAGCUGCAGACCCAUUCAACAAGUUCAGGACAGCGGACCCACUCGUCAAUUUUGGAACUUUCUUGGACGGCGAGAGCUUGGACCAGGAAGACGUUGUUCUCUGGUUCAACCUGGGCAUGCACCACAUGCCGCAUACCGGCGAUCUGCCCAACACCAUGUUCAGUUCUGCACACUCGACCAUGCGCUUCGAGCCCUUCAACUACCUCGAAGGCGACCCAUCGGUGGCAACCAACCAGCAAGUGAGGAUCGACUACGACACCUCAGGAAACGUCGAAUACGUGGAGGAAUUCGGAAAGAUGGUUGCCAACGCGACCACAACCUGUCAUUGA